GGCGGGCGCCUGCUGCCACCAGUCGCGCACGAUCCUUGCGUGUAGAAGAGAGUGGCGAAAGGCACACGGGGAAGGCGCGGCUACAGUCGGCACUCUUUAGCGGGAACGAGACGAAAAGGCCGGACCCCCCCACACCCGCGACUUCCAGUCAUCGCGAUCUCAAGAUGAAGCCGCGGACAAGUUGCAUCGCCCUGGGCGUCCUCGUCGCGGCGCUGUUCCUCGCAGAGACGACAGGUGUCCCAACCGAGCCGUCGGUGACGACGUCCGAGCCCUGCCCGACGCCACAGUGCUCGGGACCCAGAUGCCGGGGCACCAAGUUGGGCCCAAACGGUUGCCAAGUGUGCGACUGCGAUGGGCCUCAGUGCCCCGUGGUGCAGUGCGCUCCGGGAUGCUGGCCCGAAGAAAACGCGCCUGAAGGACGAUGUCCCACCUGCGUCUGCAAUGCAGCGCCAGCGUACAGCAACCGCGAGGUGGACGUGCCCUGUUUCACGCCCCUGCUGCGAGAGGCCCUGCGGCGCCUGGCCGAAGUCGAGGAGCAGCUGCACCAGCUGCGACACCUGACCCAAGAGAACGGGAUGAGGCUGCACAGGUUGCUGCCACCGGCCGAGCACCACCCGCACCAGCACCACCACCAGCCGCACCGUCCCGCACCGCCGCACGCCGCCACUGACGACGAUUCUGAGGAUGAAGGUGGUGAAUCAGGUGCUGACAGACAUACAAAGGAGAGAAAGUCCGGUCGCGUACAGAGCAACGCUCUCGAGUUGGGGCUUCACGGCGAGAGCUAUGAUAGCGACGAAGUUGCCGGGAACGACCAGGAAGGAAGCCAGCAAAGCCACAAUCACAGCCACCGACACCACCAGCACCAUGGCAAGGGGCCCAGCUUGCAUCAUGACUCCGAGGCGGUGCAUCACGAUCCCCGACACAGGGAGCACAACCGGCUGCUGCAGCGGGAAGAUGCCAAGGAAUUGAAGCUGUCGGCGACACAGUACGACUUUGCUAUCUGUCGGCUACAGCCAAAUACAGCCAUCGCGAAGGAGCUUCAGCAGCCAGUGCAUGGAUUAAUCAGCUUGUGGCAACAGAAAGGUGGCCGUGAUCUCAACGUGCACGUCCACGUGAUGGGGCUCAAAGUGAACGACAGUGCCCGUGAUCACCGUGCCUUCAUGCAUGGCAUGCACGUGCAUCAGCUGGGAAACCUGAGCGACAGCUGUCAAUCAACCGGGCCUCACUUCAAUCCUACAAACACCACGCACGGAGAUCGCAGAUCGAGUUCGAGGCACGUUGGGGAUUUCGGGAACAUUGCCUGUGACAAGCAUGGCGAGAGCAACGUCAUCUUCACUGACACAUUAGCAUCGCUCACUGGCCCUCACUCCAUUGUGGGUCGUUCGAUCAACAUUCACGCUCGCAUGGACGAUCUCGGAAGGAACCCGGACAACCCCGCCAGCGUGUCUUCCGGAGAUGCUGGACCCCGGAUCGCCUGUUGCGUGGUCGAGAAAGUGGACAAGCUGCCGCAGCUGAGCAGCAAGACCGCUCGGCGAAUCCUGCGCGACAUCAUGCAGCCGUUCAGCGACUUCGAGAGCGAGUGAAAAGUGUCUGCUUGAACUAUGCGGUGAUGGGCAGGCGGGAGGCGAGCCGCUCCAAAGAGGCUGAUUUGUUGCCUCAUUUUUAUAUUACCUCAUUUUGACUGCAUGCAAAUAUCUUGCAAUGCAUCAUUCACUUAUUCUAUGAACUACGCACAAAGUGACACUGCGUUUUCCGCGUAUGACCGGUGUAACAAAGCCGUUACGCAUUGUGUCACGUUUACACUGAUUGCCUUAGUUGCGUAAAGCGCUCUAAAGCGAUGGAAGCGUCGACGACACGAGGUCGCCAUGUCGUUUGUUCUCUCAUGAAUAUGACGGGUGGCGAAGGUCAGACAGUCUUGAACAUUGUACAUUGGCUUGAGAAACUUUGAAACGACCAAGCUGAUAGUCUAGGGAAGGUUUUAUGCGAGGCUGAGGCUUUUAAUUUGUGCAACCUGCCAACUAUUCGCUGUAUCAGCUACUUUUUUUGUUGCUUUGAAGCAGUCUAAACGUCACGUCAGGCCCACCGAAAUUGUGAACUGCAAUACAUGCAUUCUUUUCCAGUAAAUUCUACGAGGGAAGAGGAAAAUGAUGGGGACGGACAUUAUGCAUUUUCUACACAUUGGUCAUGUUUUCUUACAUCAAAGGUGACGUUGCGUUAAUUGAACAAAUGCUGUAUCUCUGGCUCUUGUCUCGGUAGCAUAUGCGAUGCGAUCGUCUUGGUACAUUCUCUCGUUUAACAAGGAAAUGUACCCAUAUGUACUGUGCAAGACCAGCGGUUAAUUGUCAGUGAUCUUCCAAUGUUGGGUUGUAUACUUACCAACAAUACCGGUAGAAAUGAUUUUAUUUAAGCAUAAACGAAAUCAAAUAGGACUGGUUUCAUACGAACUACUGUCGUGAAGUCAUCUUUUCCCCUUUACAUUUGGCGUGUGCCUAGUUCUCAACUUAAUGCCGUAUUCAUAUGCAAGCAAUAAACAUAUUUCUGUGCUGUGCAA
This is a messenger RNA of Dermacentor albipictus, 2551 nucleotides long. RefSeq lists its product as uncharacterized. Lineage: Eukaryota; Metazoa; Arthropoda; Arachnida; Ixodida; Ixodidae. The record is from RefSeq and is a predicted model, not a curated record. Gene Ontology annotation, molecular function: copper ion binding. Gene Ontology annotation, biological process: superoxide metabolic process.